AUGACCCUCAACGCAAGCUACAGCAACAUGCGGUCCAGCCAAGACCGCGGCUUUUCAACCCGCAACGCGUCGUCGGCAAAUGAGGUGACGGCUCGGUGCAAGCACUGCUCUAAGGUGAUGCCCGCGGAGAGCAUGGAGGAGCACGAAGCAUUCUUCUGCCCACUGAAGCCCGUCUGGUGCCAACACAUUAAGGCGAACGGAGACGUCUGUGGCUUCGUCUGCAGCGGCGCCGACGCCCUGCGCGACCACUACAAGACCUGCAAGGACCACCCACGCAAGCGCCGCGCCGGCGCCACGCGGGAGGGCGGCAGCCCCCGCGGUGCACCGGACCGCGGCGUGGAGCUGUGCGAGGAUUGCCAGCGGGUCUUCUCCGACCGCGCCAGCCUGAUGGAGCACCAGCGCAUUUGUCCGUUGAAGAACGUGUCCUGCCCGCUGCACUGCGGGCUGUGGAUGCAGCGCAGUCAGGUUCCCGAUCACAUCCUCCACACCGCCAUCAAGCACAAGCCGCUGCAUCGGCCCAGUGCGACGAACUAUGGCGGCGAUAACAUCCACAUGGUGGUCGCCGUCCUCAUGGAGGCCUUGCAAAACGCCAAGAAGGCGCAACAGCAGCAGAAGCUCCUCUAUGAAGAGACGAUGAGCAACCUCGGGGCGAGCAGGUCCUUCAGUCACGCCUCGCUGCGGCGCAGCAUCGCCUCCGUCGAGGACGCGCCGGUGAUGGAGGUCGGCUCUCUGAAAUCGCAGAACAGCACCUCGCCGCGGGUCGCCGGCUCUGUCGAGUCAAACGGACUUCUCGCCGACAUCGCUGCCUCUGCCUCGUGCGGCUCCAGCGAGGAGAGGAUGCACAAGGCAGACGGGACAGCAGAGGGCCACGACGACGACAACGACGCCUCAAAGUCGCUCUCCGGUCCGCAACUUGCAGCGCUGCACAACCAAGGUGCCGCACCGCCUGUGAAUGCAAUGAAGGCGGCGACGUCAGCGGAGGCGGUGGGGAUGGCGCCACCACCGUUGUCGCAUUGUGCAAUGCGUCAUCGCAAGCUCAAGACACCCAGGGGCGCAAAGGGGCGGCGGAACACCUCCGCGGCGAAGAUGGCCCCAGGCCCCUCACCGGCAAAGACUUCUCUUCGCACUUCGCUGUCGGCCGCGGCCUGUCCGCCUUCCACCGUGCGAUACGAGGAUUUUGUGAUGAGGGCCCCUGUGCCCGCCGUGCGUGUCAAGUCACCGCUGUGCGUCGUGCGUCUGCGACCCAGCUGCGCUCGACCCCCCGCGAGCCCACUAGUGGCGCCACCGGCGAAUGAGGCCGAGCUGAGUCCCCAUCCGCAGUUAUCAGAGAGCCCCAUGGCUGUCAGCCCCCGCGUGAACGGCACCGACGCCGGUUCAUAA
Messenger RNA from Leptomonas pyrrhocoris, 1380 nucleotides. RefSeq lists its product as hypothetical. Lineage: Eukaryota; Euglenozoa; Kinetoplastea; Trypanosomatida; Trypanosomatidae. The transcript has a single exon. The coding region runs from base 1 to 1380 and encodes 459 amino acids. The record is from RefSeq and is a predicted model, not a curated record.